Messenger RNA from Effrenium voratum, 468 nucleotides. NCBI's taxonomy places the organism in Eukaryota, Dinophyceae, Suessiales, Symbiodiniaceae. The record is from the annotation of a GenBank genome assembly.
AUGUGCAUGUUGCAGGGGCAGUGUCAGUGUGCCAAGGCAACUGCUUCCUUGCAAGACUACUUUGCUCACAUUGUUCACGCAGUUCCGCCGAUGUACACCUCACCUCAGUGGGAAACAUUGCUGUCUAACUGCUGGAAGGCAGCCCUUGAACAGGCUUGGCAUUGCGCCACAUCCAGCACCUCUCCCUUCCGCAUCGCCAGCCCUUUGCUGGGUGCUGGUGCCCGCGGUGCACCUGUGGAGGAGGCAUGCGGGAUGUUGGGGCGUGUUGGGUGCAUCAGAGGACAUCUAUGUGCACGUUGCAUGAGGCAUCCCAAGUGGCAGUACGGUCCAUCAUUGACUUCUCAGACCACACACCUGCCCAAGGACAGUUGCAAGAUCUUAUGCCAAUCAGAACCAGCUCCGUGCAUGCUCAAGACACGUGACGCAUCUUCAAAGAUUCAUACAAGUUGCCUGGAGUUUGACCAGUGA